UUUAUUGAAAGUCUAUACCCAAAAUGGAUCUCUUCAAUAUUCUUAAUUUCACAUGUUAUGCAUUUUUAUUGCUAAAAAUCAUGGAUUUGAUUGGUUAUCCUUUGUUCCUUUUUUUUGCACUUGUCAUCAUUGUAUGAUUGGUCAAGCUGCCCCCCCAAGAAUUUUAUAAAUUGGUGCAUUUAUGUACUGAUUUUUUUCAAUGUCCUUGUUGAUAGAUCAAAAUUAUAAAAGUAUUACACCAUAUUGUAUAAUUCUGUCCCGGGUAAAUAUUAUUUUUAGAUCCUCCACUGGGUACAAAGACUACUUCUUCUUCCAUACAUAUAUACAAUACUUUUAUAAGGAAAUGUAAUCAUAAUGAAUAUAUUAAUUAGAUAUGGAGUUUGAUUUAUUUACUAAUGUGUAUAAUUAUAUAUGGAAUGUUGAUUUGCAGAUAUCAAGAAUAGUUGGAGUCCUUAUCAGAGAUUAUGUAACCAUAAUUGGCUUUGACUAGUAUAUGUCAAGUUCUAAAAAUAAUCAUUUAUUUGCCAAAACAUUAAAAAUAUCUAAAUGUACAGAUAAUUAUAAAUUAAUUCUAAACUAGUGAAAUAUAUAUAUAUACAUGCUAACAUGGGUGUAUACAUAAAAAUAUAGGACUUUGACAUAAAAGAAGAAAGGACGAUGAAGAGAGGAAGCGAAGAGAAGAACCAUGAAACCUCACUUUCACCCUUGCCACUUUGUCACCGAAAUAUCAACCUCCCUCUCGAUCUAACGGUGGAAAUACUAAAAAAACUACCCGCGAAAUCUUUAGUGCGGUUCAAAUGCGUCUCAAAGUGUUGGUCAUCAAUUAUCAGCAGCCGUAAAGACUUCAUAGAAUCGAUCGUGACUCGGUCCUUGACUCAGCCUCCGCGUGAUGCCCAUCUUAUCGAGGAUCUCUACAACAAGACUGAUGAAUGUUUGUUAGUCAUCUCAUCUCCUUGCCAUCAAAUGACUCACAAAGAAUCGGUAUCGAUCCUUGGAACAGAUCAUGAAUAUGCCCGCGGUUUGUUCUUUUGUUGGUCAUAUGACCAUCAAGAGGGAGCUAUAUAUAACCCUACUACGAGGCAGUCCUUCAACUUACCAAAGAUGAAACAUUCACAUCCUGGGAUUUGCUUCUUCGGAUAUGAACCUCUCGAGAAUCACUACAAAGUAUUGUUCAUACCGAACCCUGUCCACAGGGUGGAGCAGGCUUGUCAAGUUUUCACAUUAGGAGAUACCACGGCGGAGGAGCAGUGGAGAAAUAUCCAAAACAUUGAAUAUCUCUACCCAUUCUUAAGUUAUCGCAGUAUAGUUUCCAUCAACGGGGCUAUUUAUUUCCUAUCAAGGUUUAAAGUAAACGAUACUACUACUGAAUAUAAAAUUUUGAGGUUUGAUAUUCGGUCCGAAAAGUUUUAUAAUGUAGACCUUCCAAAAACUGUGACACUGAUGGAUCUGUGUUGGUAUUAUCUGAUAAACUACCAAGGAAAGUUUGGACUUAUAUGUUGCCAUCAGCGCAUGGAAAUUUGGAUUAUGGAAGAAGAUGCUGAGAAGAAGACACAAAGAUGGUCCAAGAUUUUCUUUUAUGAGAUGGAGGGUUUCGGUAACUGGUUCAUCUCGAAUGUUACUCGUGCUGGUGAGAUUGUUUUUAUCAAUACGCCUCUUGACACGUCACGUAUAUGUUAUUAUGAUCCCAAGCGCAACAGUGUCAGAUAUGUUGACCUUAAAGACAGCUAUCCUAAGGAAAGAGAUUGGGAUAAGGGUCUUCUAAUCAGGACUUUUCCAGAUUACGCCGAGAACACAAUGAGUUUGUACUAGUAAGGAUCUUUCAAUGCAACAUGUGCUUCUUUAUUGAUAGGUAUAAAUGUAAUGAUGGAAACAUAGGUUACAUAUAUAACCUAUUACAACGAAGGUCUCGUUGGGUUUGUCUUUUCUUUUGUUUGAUUAUUGCUGUAGUCCUUAAUUGUCAGAGAUUAUAUAAUAUGUAUGGAAUGUUGUUUUACAGAUAUUGAUAACAACUGUAGUUUUACCUGAGGUUUUUUUUUUUGAUAAGUAUGUGAAUUUUCAUUAGCAAGUAAUGACACAAAGAGAUACAAUUUGAUGAAAUCAAAUCCUAAUGCAUCUAAACACGCUGAACACAGCAAAUUAGUCUGAGAGGACCACAAAAAAAGAUCCUCACAAACACUAGAAGUUUAAUCAAUAUCUGAUGGAUAUGAUUAAAGCUUAGCUAUAACUAUGGAUUCAUCAACAGCCAUUUGAGUUUCAGUUGAUCAGAGUAGAGACUUGAUAACGGAACCUGCACCAAGAACAAAGAUCAAUAGAGAUAACAGCCGGA
Brassica napus (rape) is the source of this 2326-nucleotide messenger RNA. Its product is annotated as putative F-box protein At1g32420. The coding region runs from base 658 to 1809 and encodes 383 amino acids. Gene Ontology annotation, molecular function: protein binding. The record is from RefSeq and is a predicted model, not a curated record. The transcript has a single exon. NCBI's taxonomy places the organism in Eukaryota, Viridiplantae, Streptophyta, Magnoliopsida, Brassicales, Brassicaceae.